Molecule: messenger RNA, 1858 nt
Organism: Leptinotarsa decemlineata (Colorado potato beetle)
Lineage: Eukaryota; Metazoa; Arthropoda; Insecta; Coleoptera; Chrysomelidae
Product: facilitated trehalose transporter Tret1
Biological process (GO): transmembrane transport
Cellular component (GO): membrane
Molecular function (GO): transmembrane transporter activity
Source: RefSeq, a predicted model, not a curated record
UGUUGUCGGCCACUAUUCCGGGGGUGCACGUUGCAGAGCGGAAAUCUCGCCGUACCGGAGAUGAAAUAGCGUCCCGAGGGAUGAAAUAGGGAUGUUUCCGGUUGCCGCGCAAUGUAGGCGGUGAUUGCGCGUGGCUUCUUAUCAGUUAUGACCGGAGAUUUCUACACUCGGACGGUGGCGGGACCCAACGGCCAAAUCUUCGUCACCCGUAAAGCCGAGUACCUGGGUCAGGUACUAGCCUCUCUGGCAGUUUCACUUGGACCCCUAGCAGCAGGUCUUGGCAAGGGCUACAGCUCUCCAGCGAUAGCGUCUCUCCAACAACGAGACGCCGACGCUUUUCCAGUAACAGGUCAGCAAGCCUCCUGGUUAGCCUCCUUGUCACUCCUCGGCGCCCUCUUUGGUGCACCUUUUGGAGGAGUAGCAGUCCGCUGGGGUAGAAGAAGAACUUUAUUUCUAGCAGGAGCACCUUUGUCCCUGUGCUGGAUCGUCACAGUGUUCGCAGUGAGCGUGGAGAUAAUGUGCUUCGCAGCUUUCUUCAGCGGGUUCCUGGUGGCGGUUAUUCAACUCAGCGCGCAGGUUUACGUAAGUGAAAUAGCAGCGCCAUCUGUCCGUGGAGGUUUGAGUGCGCUGCUGAAAGUUGCAGGACACUUAGGUGUGCUUGUGUCGUUCAUUGCCGGGGCUUUUCUAGACUGGCGUCAACUAGCGGGGUUAAUAUCUCUGGCCCCUGCAACUAUGUGCGUAGUACUAUGGAAUGUUCCCGAGAGCCCUGGUUGGUUGGUGCUGCGCGGGCGAGAUGCGGAAGCUGAGAAGGCUCUUCGGUGGUUGAGGGGCAAUACUGCCGACUUACAGCUGGAGUUGGCCAUCCUCCAAGCCCACGUCCUCACAGGUCCCGUAAGCAAGAACCACAAGUUCCUCUUGCAGACUCUGCGCACUCCUGCGCUCAUAGCUUGCGGGCUGAUGUUCUUUCAACGCUUCUCCGGUGCCAACGCCUUCUACUUUUAUGUCGUCAGUGUUUUUAAAGAGACCUUCGGCAGUACGAACCCCCACAGCGCUGCCGUGGCUGUGGCUGUUGUCCAGCUGCUCUCUUCACUGCUUUCAGGUUUGCUCGUGGACUCCGCGGGUAGGUUGCCCCUUUUGGUAGCUUCUAGCGUUCUUAUGACUAUGGCCUUGGCUUCUUUUGGGUCUUUCGCUUACUACGAAGAAGCAAACCCCAAGACGGUUCCCAAUUUGGAUUGGAUCCCACUACUUUGCGUGCUGGUGUUUACCAUAGCCUUUUCUCUCGGUAUAAGCCCGAUCAGUUGGCUGCUUGUCAGUGAGCUGUUCUCACUGGAGCACAGAGGCUUCGGUACUGCGCUUGCAACCGGAUUCAGUUACUUGUGCGCUUUCAUUGGAGUGAAGACCUUCGUCGACUUCAAGGAAUGGUUGGGAUUGUAUGGAGCCUUCUGGUUAUACGCUUUUAUUUCGGUUUGUGGGCUGUGUUUUAUUGUCUGCUGUGUUCCAGAGACCAAGGGUCGGGAUUUGACGGAGAUUGACACGGGUAGGUGAUCCAACGCUAUUCGGCAGAUGCAUAAGGUUUCGGUUAGCGUUGUGGAGAGGUAUUGCUAGCAAAGGUCUGCUAAUCUGGUUUGGUACUACGACAUGCGUUUGACGGAUUCAUUUAAAUGGAAACUUUAGAAGGCUAGAAAUGGUUUUAGGUAUCUGUACUGAUUUGCUGCUUCAUGGAUGUUCUAGAUUUCCGUAACGAGGUUGAUUUAGGUGGGUAUCUGUAUCGAAGAUUCGAUUUAGUGGCAAACUUAGCGGAUGCUUUGUUGUCAGUUCUGCUGCUCUGUGCAUAUUACUUAUUUUUUCGCUUCUUCUA